UGUUUUACCACACCCAAAUAUUUUUCCCAAACACAUGUAGAUCGCCUCGUCGGAAACAACAAUUACUUUGAGUAACAAGAAACAGCGGUGUGAAAGAAAGCCAAGGACACAAAACGCAAGGAUGAAUAAGAAGAAGAGCGGCGGCGGCGAUGGUGUCGGAAAGAAAUCGGCAACGGAAGCCAGUAUUGAUGAAGUCGAAGAGCUUUUAAAACUGACCCAAGACGACCUUCUUCUCAAACUCACUGUCAAUUCUCAUCUCACUUCCAAACCCAAUUCCAAUUCCAAUUCCAUACCCGAUUUAUCAUCAUCAUCGUCAUCAUCAUCAAAUAUCGACACAGAUCUUGACCGUCGAUUUCAAGCACUAAGAUCGAAAAAGCCGGAACCCCAAAAUGUUGAUGAUCUGUUUACUCGAUUUGCUGCUCUGAAAGGCGGUGCUAAUGCAACGCCUGCUGUUGAUUCUAAUUAUGGAAUUGGUGAUGAUGAUGAAGAAGAAGAAGAUGAGGUUCAGAAGAUUAUUAAUUGGGCUGUUGAUGCUGCCAGACUUGACCCUUCUCCUUCUUCCGAUAUCGAUGACAACGAUGAUAGCGAAAUAGAUUCGGAUUCCGAUUCUGAUUCUGAUGAUGAACAAGAAGUUGUGAGGAAAGUUGAUUGUAAAAAGAAAGGGUUAAGAAAAGAUGCUGUUGUUAGUAAAGUUGACAGUAAAAACAAAGGAUCAAAAAAGUGAAUUUGGGGUAACAUUUGUUAUUGAUUAGGAGUUGUAAUUUACUUAGCAAAUGAAGCAAUUACUGAUUAUUUGAAAGUGUUAAUUCACAAUGUGUUAUCAA
Molecule: messenger RNA, 824 nt
Organism: Erigeron canadensis
Lineage: Eukaryota; Viridiplantae; Streptophyta; Magnoliopsida; Asterales; Asteraceae
Product: clumping factor A
Exons: 1
Coding region: 122-724 (200 amino acids)
Source: RefSeq, a predicted model, not a curated record